This is a messenger RNA of Girardinichthys multiradiatus, 1922 nucleotides long. RefSeq lists its product as uncharacterized. Lineage: Eukaryota; Metazoa; Chordata; Actinopteri; Cyprinodontiformes; Goodeidae. The record is from RefSeq and is a predicted model, not a curated record. The transcript has 4 exons. Gene Ontology annotation, molecular function: GTP binding. The coding region runs from base 255 to 1922 and encodes 555 amino acids.
UUCAUCCUCACUUUCUGAUGCACAGCAGUCUGAUUGUGGAUGAAUCCAGAGCAGAAAAACUACAGAACCUGAGCAGAAAAAAGUCAACAAAGACCGUCCCAGCUGCUGGUUUGGGUUAAAACAUUUGACAGAAUCCGUCCUCUUUUUCUUGGCAGAUUUGGCUGAGAAAAGAAUCUCAAGGUCCACACUGUGAAGCCUAUUUUUGUGUCAUCUGGCUAAACAAUUUAUUCUCAAAAGAUUAUCUGCAACCAGCCAUGAACUUCUUCAAGUCAGAGAGCUCAAAAAGGUUUUCUGAUGCUGUUAAAGCUAAGAGCACGUUGCUGGAACCACAGCUAGGACCGCUGCCUGUUUAUAGAAUUCCUCUAAAAGAGGAGAAAAUCAAAAUAAAUGGGUGCAGGUUCUUCAGUUUUGGGGAACCCAGCAAAUUUGGUUCCAAACAACAAAGCCGCACCAUCAUGGUUCUUGGAGCCACUGGUGCUGGGAAGUCAACUCUCAUCAAUGGGAUGAUAAAUUACAUUCUAGGUGUUAAAUGGGGAGACACAUAUCGGUUCAAGUUGGUGGACGAAGGUCAAACUAAAUGCCAAGCUCACAGUCAGACCUCCGAGGUCACUGUGUACAAACUCUUCUACAGGGACGGAUUUGAGGUUCCCUUCUCUCUGACCAUUAUAGACACACCAGGCUUUGGGGACACCAGAGGCAUAGAGAGGGACAGGGAGAUCACAGUGCAGCUCCAGAACCUCUUCGCCAGUAAGGACGGGGUCAGUGAAAUCGAUGCUGUGUGUUUUGUAGCUCAGGCUGCUUUAGCCCGUCUCACGUCAACACAAAGAUACGUCUUUGAUUCCAUUCUCUCAAUCUUUGGCAAAGAUAUAGCAGAAAACAUCAGGAUUCUGGUGACGUUUGCAGAUGGUCAGAAGCCACCAGUUCUAGAAGGGAUCAUAGAGUCAGGCGUCCCAUGUCCUAAAAGUAAAGACGGUAUUCCAGUUCACUUCAAAUUCAACAACUCUGCUCUGUUUGCUGACAAUAAAUCGGCAGACACCCAGAGUGGGGACGAUGACGAAGAAAACUUUGAUCAGAUGUUUUGGAACAUGGGAACGAAAAGCAUGAAAAGAUUUUUUACUGCUCUAAAUCAGAUAGAAACCAAAAGUUUGACACUGACAAAUGAGGUCCUGAGAGAAAGAAAACAGCUGGAGGUUUCAGUUGAGAAUCUGCAGGUUCAGGUUAGACUUGGUUUAGCCAAACUGGAGGAAAUCAGGGAGACCAGAGAAAAAAUUAAAGAGCAUGAAGCAGCGAUUAAGACAAAUGAGAACUUUGAGUUUGAUGUCUCUCUCAAAAAACCUGUACAAGUUGAUAUCUCUGGUUCUGGGGACUACAUCACCAACUGUCAGCAGUGUCAGGUCACCUGUCACUUUCCUUGUGGUAUACCAAAUGAUGCUAAUAAAAGAGGAUGUUGGGCGAUUGACCAAAAUACUGGACGCUGCCGUGAGUGUAAAGGAAAAUGUAACUGGAACGUACAUUUCAAUCAAAGGUACAGGUGGGACUAUAAAGAUGUUACAGAGAAACGGACAGUGAAAGAGCUGAAAGAAAACUAUGAAAAAGCCACAGGGCAGAAGAUGACUGUUGAGGGACUGAUGAGGCAACUGAAGGGUGAAUAUGACAUAAUGCAGAAUGAGGUGAAGAAACUGAUGGAGAAGUCGACAAAGUGUCUGAACAGACUGAAAGAGAUAGCACUGAAGCCCAAUCCUCUGUCCACUCCUGAGUACAUUGAGAUGCUCAUUGAAGGAGAGAAACAGGAAGCCAAACCAGGCUGGAAAAAACGGGUUGAGUCACUGAUGAAGAUGAAAGAAAAAGCAGAGUUCAUGGCUAAGGUGGAGAAAGGAGAAAAACCUCUGAGCCGUCAAGAGUCGCUUGAUGUGAAGUUUUAA